This is a messenger RNA of Drosophila montana, 2317 nucleotides long. RefSeq names its product cysteine-rich motor neuron 1 protein. Gene Ontology annotation, molecular function: protein binding. NCBI's taxonomy places the organism in Eukaryota, Metazoa, Arthropoda, Insecta, Diptera, Drosophilidae. Bases 577 to 1755 code for a protein of 392 amino acids. The transcript has 3 exons. The record is from RefSeq and is a predicted model, not a curated record.
CAACGGUUUAGUGAGCGAGUGAUAGCCAAAAGGGGCACGAGCACGAGAAUUUUGGGCCAGUCGGUGUCAGUGUGCGUUGUGAUGUGAUGUGAGACACAGCAAAGAUGCUAUAAGAUCCACAAAAACGAAACAGAAAAACUAAGUAAAUGUAAUUCAGCAAUUAAAACCAAAAAACAACAACAACAACAAAAACAGAGUGACGCGAGACGAAAAACAAGCGCGCAAGCAAGAGGUGAAAAAGAAAAUAAGGUGUAAUAUAGAGUGAGGUGUAAAGUGAAUAAACUGCACAGAGCGACAAAGCCAAGCAGCAUGUGAAGUCGUGGGGCGCAGCCAGCGAACGUACAAAAUAAACGAUAUUUAUGCUCUGAAUAUUGGAGAGCUUACAAAAUUUACGUGGCAGAUGAAAUACAACGAAAUUCAAUUGGUUUUGAUUUUGCAAUAAAGCCAACAGCAGCAGAUAUACAGAGCAAUAUAUAUACCAUAUAGCUCUGAUAGCAUUUGAGAGCAGGCUUCAAGGUUAGAUCGAUUCUGUUGAAUCUGAAGCCCUUGAGCAAAUUACAGUCUACAGGCUGGAAAAUGUUGAACCCGCACGAGGCCAGGUGCAUAUACCAUAUGCUAAUAAUGUGCCUGCCAAUAUUUGCCGGGAUUCAGCUGAAUGUCGCCAGUGCAACGACAGAAUUGGACUUGUCACCCAUUCCUCAGCUAUGCGAUCCAAUACCAUGUCCGGCAGAUGCGGACAUGCAGUGCCCGGAGGACAGCGCCAUACGAGAGAUGAGUGAGAUAAAUACCGUGGAUCUGUACGGCUCGAAUGCGGUGGGCAGCGUCAAUGCAGCAAUUGCGACCACGGAGAAGUCUUUUUUCAACAGCAGCCUGGUGCCGGACGAGCUCUUUGCCCAGUGCUGUCUGUCCAAGAAGUGUGUGUGCAAGACGUGCUACAUUCCCGACUGCAACAGCGAUGAGGGCGAGGUUGUGGUCGAGCUGCAGCCGGAGGCGAUGAACACGCCCGGCCAGUGUUGCGGCAAGUAUGAGUGCAAAAGGGAGCCCAACUGCACCGAAGUGUGGGACACCGAUUACUAUUGGCUGCAGAGCUGCCAGCGCUGUUUGUGCACAUCCGGUGCGCGAAUUUGUCAGCAGAGCUGCGACGAGGGCACCAAUGCCAUAUGCGAAUCAAAGAACCUGAACACGUUCUUCAAGGACGGCGAAAAUUGGGAGGAUGGCUGCUAUCAGUGUGAGUGCGUCAAGGGCGAGCAGAAGUGUGUUAUACCCUUCUGCGGUCAUGUCAAUUGUCCCCAGGAACGUCAGGUUAUUCUGAAGGACAGCUGCUGCCCGGUCUGCUGGCCCAAGGGUGAACCAAUGCCGCACGAGAAGCCGCGCAACUAUGACGAUGGCUAUGGCUACGAUAGCGAGGAGCAGCAGGUGCAACUGCAUCAGCAGCAUCUAGAAGCCAAAACCGAGCUGCCCAUUGCGCCACCUGCCCCCACUACAACAACGGCUGCAACCACCACGAGCACCGCUCAACGCGCUGAACCGAUCGACUUUGUGAGCAGCAGCCCCGCUGCCCCACCGCUACCACCCUGCCACGAUUUUCCCAAGGUGGUGGAGGUCGUACAUCAGAAUAGUAUCACAGCACAUCUUUAUCCCAUUAUUGUCAUUUUUCUGUUCGUUAUCAUUGCUGCCCUGCUCUGGUACAUCAGGCGUCUGCAUGCCAAACAGCGCUCCUACAGGCCCGUCUCCAACUUUGACGAUAAGGUCUAGACUCUUGCAAAAAAAAACAAAAGAUGGCUAAAUAGAAGAAAAACAAAUUUCAUAAAGAAGAAGAAAAAAAAUAAAAAGAAAGUUAAAACUCUUUGAGAAAACAAGCAAAACUUUAACUUUAACUUUAUUUUUUUUUUAUUUUUUUUUUCUUACUUCUAUUUUUUUUGUUUUGGUAUCUAAAAGAUCUCAUUUUAAUUUCACCUUCACUUCCAAGCAGACAUCCGCAGACGCAAAAGUAAAGUAUUCUUAUGAAAUUACGCGCAAAGAAAAGUUACUAUAACCAGCAACAAAAAAAAAAAAAAGAAAAGAAACGAAAAAAAACAAAAAUACAAAAAUUUUCAAGGAAAAACAAAAGAAGCAGAAGUUCAAGACGAAGAACAUGUUGUAUAUACAGCUACGGAUGGAUAGUAUUAAGCACACCAAUGUUUUAUUAUUAUAAUGCACAAACUAAAAUGCCAAAACAUAUUUCAACAAAAAAACUUAAAGAAAAAACAAAAAAAAAAAUAUCAUAUAUGACGAAAACGGUAUGCAGAAGAUGGUUUAGGUUCGCCUAGCCUCAAAA